Molecule: messenger RNA, 1002 nt
Organism: Leptopilina heterotoma
Lineage: Eukaryota; Metazoa; Arthropoda; Insecta; Hymenoptera; Figitidae
Gene: ATPsynB
Product: ATP synthase subunit b, mitochondrial
Exons: 4
Coding region: 129-839 (236 amino acids)
Biological process (GO): proton motive force-driven ATP synthesis
Molecular function (GO): proton transmembrane transporter activity
Source: RefSeq, a predicted model, not a curated record
UCAUCAUAUUUUUCCCAUUCACGAUUUUAAUAUUAUUUUUACGUUUAUACGACUGACUGCGGCCAUUUUUCUUUUCAUUAAUUCAUAUAGGCAACAUUUGGCAAGUGAAGUGCUAGUCUGUGAGAAAAAUGUUGUCGCGAUUAGCUUUACGCAAUGCUCAAAUGUUGCCUGUUCUUGCUCAAAGAGCACAGGCAACAACAACAACCACAAUGGAUCGUCCUAAACGUCUCAUAGAUCCAGCACCAACUCGUCUUGGAAUUAUUCCCGAAGAAUGGUUCACAUUUUUCUAUCCAAAAACCGGAGUCACAGGUUCCUACAUGUUUGGCAUUGGUGUCACCACAUAUUUAGUUUCAAAAGAAAUUUACAUUUUGGAACACGAAUAUUAUGCUGGAUUAUCAUUGUUUAUUGUUUUAAUGGGAGGAUACUACAAAUUUUAUGAUCAAAUUCACGCAAUGCUUGACAAGAAACAGCAGGAAGAAAUAGAUGAACAUCGUUCUGAAAGAGAGUUGGAAUUAAAAACUUUAAACGAUUCAAUUGCACAUGCAGAGAGACAAAAAGCAAUCACCGGUGUUCAGACAAUGAUUUCCGAUGUAAAAAAGGAGAAUAUAAAGAUACAAUUGGAAGCUGCAUAUAGAGAGCGAUUGUCUCACGUUUAUACCGAGGUGAAGAAACGAUUAGACUAUCAAUUACAAUUAGCCACCACCGAACGGAAAAUUGCACAGAAACACAUGGUACAAUGGAUCAUUAAUAAUGUAAUGAAAGCAGUAACACCCGAUUUAGAGAAAUCAACAUUACAACAAUGUAUCAAAGAUCUUCAGGGUCUCGCCCCCAAGGCUUGAGAGAUUUAUUCGAAAUUUAGAAUCUAUAGACUUUUAAAACACGUCAUCAACAAGUGUUUCCGACUUUAAAAACUGUACAUUUUUUUUCUUUUCAAUUGCCGCGAAUUUAUCUCCACACUCUGUAAAUCGCCAACAUUUAAAAUAAAGUUCUGUUAUUCUAAAA